Molecule: messenger RNA, 657 nt
Organism: Acanthamoeba castellanii str. Neff
Lineage: Eukaryota; Discosea; Longamoebia; Acanthamoebidae
Exons: 7
Coding region: 1-657 (218 amino acids)
Molecular function (GO): hydrolase activity
Source: RefSeq, a predicted model, not a curated record
AUGUCCACCCACACCUUCACCCUUGACGGCACCCGCCAGUGGAUCGAUGGCUUUGGGCAGUGUUGGUCAUUGGUCACUAACCAACUCGAACUCUACGUGCUUCAAAGACGGGACGAUGGCACUCAGCUGACCGUCCGCUGGAUCACGCCCGCAGGCCACGAGAAGAGCGGCACUGUCUUACUCUUCCUUCACGGUGGCGGCUACAUCGGAGGGUUGGGUCCCGAAUAUCCGUCGCCAGCGUGCGUGGAUGACGUGAUCACGGCGUACAAGUGGCUCCUGCAUGACCAGCGGAUCGCUCCAGAGAAGAUCGUCUUUGCUGGCGACAGCGCGGGCGGCGGUUUGAGUCUCCUCACCCUCCUCGCCCUGCACGAUGGAGAAAAGAUCAUGUCGGCCUGGACCGACUUGUCCUGCGAGCGUGAGUCGGUAGCGCGGAAUGGGACCACCGACCCAGUCCUUUCGAAGGAGUUUGCCCAGUGGGUUGCGUUUCAGGCCGCAGACCAACAGUUAAUGAUGCAUUUGCUGCGCGCCUGGGAUCAGGUCGUGCCCAACAUGGCCCACGUGUUCCCUCUGCCCUACCAUCACAUCGCCAAGGGUCCAAAGGAGAAGGACCCUCUCGACAACAUCGCCGCCUGGGUGAAGGAGCAGCUGCGACCAUGA